This is a messenger RNA of Oncorhynchus masou masou (cherry salmon), 609 nucleotides long. RefSeq names its product ras-related protein Rap-1b-like. Gene Ontology annotation, cellular component: plasma membrane. Gene Ontology annotation, molecular function: GTP binding; GTPase activity; GDP binding. Lineage: Eukaryota; Metazoa; Chordata; Actinopteri; Salmoniformes; Salmonidae. The record is from RefSeq and is a predicted model, not a curated record. The transcript has 6 exons. Gene Ontology annotation, biological process: cellular response to cAMP; negative regulation of synaptic vesicle exocytosis; Rap protein signal transduction. The annotation marks the transcript as partial.
AGCGACAGACCGAGCGACUAGAGGCGCUAACAGAUUGGAGCUACGGAGGAUAACUGGUGACACCAGACACAGUAAACGAUGCGUGAAUACAAGUUAGUCGUCCUGGGCUCUGGAGGCGUGGGCAAGUCUGCUCUGACUGUACAGUUUGUUCAGGGGAUUUUCGUGGAGAAAUAUGACCCGACAAUAGAAGACUCGUACAGAAAGCAAGUGGAGGUGGACGGGCAGCAGUGUAUGCUGGAAAUUCUGGACACUGCAGGGACGGAACAAUUCACAGCCAUGAGAGAUCUGUACAUGAAGAAUGGCCAGGGCUUUGCGUUAGUCUACUCCAUCACAGCCCAGUCCACCUUCAACGAUCUGCAAGACCUACGAGAACAGAUCCUCCGAGUCAAAGACACUGACGAUGUUCCGAUGAUCCUGGUGGGUAAUAAAUGUGAUCUGGAGGAUGAGCGUGUUGUGGGGAAGGAGCAGGGGCAGAACCUGGCCAGACAGUGGAGCAGCUGUGCUUUCCUGGAGUCCUCUGCAAAGUCCAAGAUCAACGUCAACGAGGUGAACACACACCUCACACACCCUGCAUCAGUACAACACACACACACACACCCUGCAUCAGUA